Molecule: messenger RNA, 648 nt
Organism: Nylanderia fulva
Lineage: Eukaryota; Metazoa; Arthropoda; Insecta; Hymenoptera; Formicidae
Source: RefSeq, a predicted model, not a curated record
AUGUACCCGAUAAUCUUGAGUAACGAUACUCUGCAUUCUUACAAGAAGCUCGUCGCCAUCUAUCUAUGUGACAAUUGGCUUCUUGAAUUCGACGAGGCACUCUUCGCCAAUCAGCAUUACCUGAAAGUACUGGAUCUCACGCGCAACAUUCUCUUCAAACUGCCCAAAAAUUUCUUCCAGUUUCCGUAUCUGCACACGCUCUAUCUCGGCCACAACAUGCUCUCCGAUUCCGCAUUCAAGAUAAACCCGACCCUCAUUCAUCUCGACGUGUCCUACAACGUAAUCACCUCGAUCAGCACCGAGGAUCUGGCUCCCUUCUGCUCGCUGAAAAAGCUCGAUCUGACCGGAAAUAGAAUCAGAUUCAACGCGAGCAGCUGUGAUUGUCAGGCGUUCAACGUCUGGGUGAAGCUACGACAGAUCAAGAUGAAGCCCGAUCUCUACAAAUGCAUCGAUCCACCAGCAACUCUAAACAAGGACUGCGCCAAAGUGACAUUCAGCGAUCGGACGCACAAGCUGUUCAACGAGUGCUUGGCAAUGGCACAACAGAAGAUGAAGACCGCGAAAGCCUCGAUUGGUCUGAAGAAGCGUCGCCCCGUGCGUCUCGGUGUUCUUCUUCCUAGCGUUGUUCGUGCACAAGCGAUACCGUAG